Molecule: messenger RNA, 5154 nt
Organism: Cololabis saira (Pacific saury)
Lineage: Eukaryota; Metazoa; Chordata; Actinopteri; Beloniformes; Belonidae
Product: complement C3-like
Exons: 43
Coding region: 54-5021 (1655 amino acids)
Cellular component (GO): extracellular region
Molecular function (GO): protein binding; endopeptidase inhibitor activity
Source: RefSeq, a predicted model, not a curated record
AGGAUACUGAAGAGUCUUGGUACACUGACAGCAGUUUGGAAUCGGGUCCGAGGAUGAGGAGGACUCUCCUGCUGCUGCUGGCCUCUCUGGCCUCUCUGGCCUCCCUGAUUGUUCUUGCUGAUCAAUCUGACCUGAAAGUAUUGUCUGCCCCCAACUUAUUGCGGGUGGGAACAGCUGAAAACAUCUUUGUGGAGUGUCAAGACUGCUCCGGAGGAAACAUUAAUGUCAACAUCUUUGUGAAAAACCACCCAACAAAAACAAAAACCCUGGCAUCGAAAACAGUGACCCUUACUAGUGCCGAACACUUCCAGGGCUUCGGAGAAAUUACCAUCUCGGCUGCAGACUUCAGUAAGGAUCCCAACAUCAAGCAGUAUGUGUACUUGCAAGCUGAGUUCCCUGACCGAGUACUGGAGAAAAUAGUCUUGUUGUCUUUCCAGUCUGGUUACAUCUUUAUACAGACAGACAAGACCCUCUACACCCCCAACAGCAAAGUUCAUUACAGGAUCUUUGCACUGACGCCAGGGAUGAAGCCUGUGGAAAGAGAUGCUCAAGCCAUUGCUGAUACUUCUGUUUCCAUUGAGAUUGUGACACCUCAGGACAUUAUCCUACCACUUGAUCUAGUCUCGCUCAACUCGGGUAUUUACUCUGGACACUACCAACUCAGUGACAUUGUAAGUCAUGGACUGUGGAAGUUGGUGGCAAAGUUCCACAGCAACCCGCAGGAGAGUUUCUCAGCAGAAUUCGAAGUCAAAGAAUAUGUGCUUCCUAGUUUUGAGGUGAAACUGAUUCCUAUGAGCUCCUUCUACUAUGUGGACAGUGAAGAGCUUAACAUUAACAUCGAAGUUGCGUAUCUGUUUGGAAAAGAAGUGGAAGGCACUGCCUAUGUCGUAUUUGGUAUCAUGGACAAAGAUGUGAAGAGGGGCCUCCCACACUCUCUUACAAGAGUGUCGGUCCAGAGUGGAAAGGGAACAGUCACACUGAAGAGGGACCAGAUCAUACGGACCCACCCAGACAUCAACCAGCUUGUGGGGAAAUCAAUUUAUGUGUCUGUCAGUGUGUUGACAGAGAGCGGUAGUGAGAUGGUGGAGGCAGAGCUGAGAGGGAUUCAAAUCGUCACAUCGCCCUACAGCAUCUCUUUCAAAAGAACGCCCAAAUAUUUCAAACCAGGAAUGUCAUUUGAUGUGGCGGUUGAAGUCCUUAAUCCUGAUGAGAGUCCAGCAGAAGGUAUUCCAGUGGUGGUUGAACCUGGUAAUGUGAGGGGCUCAACUGCAGCCAACGGCAUCGCAAGACUCACCAUCAAUACAGCAGCACUGCAGGACAGACUGCCAAUCACUGCAAAAACAGAGGAUUCUAGGAUUUUAGUUAAUAGACAAGCAAAAGCCACUAUGGAAGCUGUCCCGUACACAACAGUCAGCAAUAGUUACAUUCACAUCGGUGUGGAUACAGCUGAGCUGAAAUUAGGAGACAACCUGAAAAUAUACCUCAACCUCAACAAGCAGCCAAAUACACCCAAAGACAUCACGUAUCUGAUCUCGAGUAGAGGUCAGCUGGUGAAAUUUGGACGAUACAAAACACAAGGCCAAGUACUGAUUUCCCUGAUAGUUCCCAUCACCAAAGAGAUGCUGCCAUCAUUCCGCAUCAUAGCCUACUAUCACCCAACUUCUGAUGAAGUGGUUUCAGACUCCGUUUGGGUGGAUGUCAAAGAUACAUGCAUGGGCACGCUGACGCUGGAACCAACGAGAGGCGAUGCAUUUUAUGAGCCUCGUAGGAUGUUUGGUCUUAGAGUCAAAGGAAAUCCACUCUCCUCAGUGGGACUCGUGGCCGUUGACAAAGGAGUCUAUGUCCUGAACAACAAGCACCGCCUCACACAGAAAAAGGUGUGGGACAUUGUGGAGCGAUACGACACAGGCUGCACACCUGGUGGAGGGAAUAACAGUAUGAGUGUUUUCAAGGAUGCUGGGCUCAUAUUUGAGACCAGCACAGCUUUAGGAACUACUUACAGACAAGAACUGAAAUGUGAGCAGCCGCCUCCCAGGUCAAAACGAGGUACAACCAUAAUGGAUGUCAGAACCACAUUAGUGAGUAACUAUACAGACGAACUGGAACGUGAAUGUUGUUUGGAUGGCAUGAAGGAUAUCCCGGUUUCCUACACCUGUGAACAGCGCAGCGAGUACAUUGUAGAUGGAAAAAAAUGUGCAGAGGCCUUCCUGCACUGCUGCAAAGAGAUGGAAACCCAGAUAAGAGAGAAGAAAGACGAAAACCUCCAACUGGCUCGAAGCGAGUCUGAUGACAGUUACAUGGACAGCAAUGAAAUCAAUUCUCGAACCCAGUUCCCUGAAAGCUGGCUGUGGUCAGACGUCACCCUGCCUCCCUGCGACCGAAAAGACCCCAACUGCGAGAUCACAUCAUGGGAGAAAAAUAUUCCUUUGCAAGACUCAAUCACAACCUGGCAGUUCACUGGAAUCAGUCUCUCUAGAACUCAUGGAAUUUGUGUUAGUAAGCCUCUGGAGGUAAUUGUCCGGAAGGAAUUCUUCAUUGAUCUCAGGUUGCCUUAUGCUGCCGUCCGUGGGGAGCAGCUGGAAAUUAAAGCAGUCCUUCACAACUACAACCUUGAAACUAUCACUGUUCGUGUGGAUCUGACCGAGGAAGAGGAUGUAUGCAGUGCAGCUUCCAAACGUGGCAGGUACAGACAGGUGGUCAAAGUCGGGCCCAAGAGUACGCGAGCUGUAUCCCUCAUCGUUAUUCCCAUGAAGGAGGGACUGCGCAGGAUUGAAGUCAAAGGGGCUGUUAAAGACUCAUACCUCACUGAUGGAGUUAUGAAGAUGCUGAAGGUGGUGCCUGAAGGUGUGCUGGAUAAAGCUGUUCAGAUUGUAACACUUAAUCCAACUAGUAAGGGCAAUAAUGGUGAACAAGUAGAAAUUCUGAAUAGUAAAAUUCCCAAGAAAGAUAUGCUUCCAAAUGCACCUUUUACCACUCAGGUAUCUGUAACAGGGCGAGAACAAGUAUCUGGACUGGCGGAGAAUGCCAUUAGUGGGAAAUCAAUGGGUACACUGAUCCUCCAGCCCUGGGGCUGUGGAGAGCAGAACAUGAUCCUCAUGACCCUACCUGUCAUUGCAACCACAUAUUUGGACAAAACCAACCAGUGGGAGGCUGUGGGCUUUGGUAGACGUCGUGAAGCGCUCCAGCAUAUUAAGACUGGUUACAACAACCAGCUGGGUUAUCGCAAACCAGAUGGCUCUUUUGCUGUCUGGCCUGAACGUGCAAGUAGUACCUGGCUCACAGCUUAUGUUGUCAAGGUGUUUUCCAUAGCCCACACUCUGAUAUCAGUGCAACAGGCACAUAUCUGUGACGGUGUCAAGUUUCUGAUCCUCAACGCUCAGCAGCCUGAUGGCUUGUUUAAGGAGGUUGGAAUUGUUUACCAACCGGAGAUGACGGGUGAUGUUGGCGGCAGAGACGGAGAUGCCUCCAUGACCGCCUUCUGCCUUAUUGCCAUGCAAGAGUCACGCACAAUAUGUGCAGCGAGCGUUAAUAGUUUGCCAGAUAGUAUUGAUAAAGCGGUUGGCUACCUGGAAAAACGCCUGCCCUUCCUAACCAACCCUUAUGCUGUUGCCAUGACAUCAUACGCCCUGGCCAAUGAAGAGAAACUGAACCGGGAGAUCCUCUACAAAUUUAUGACAGAUUUAGCCUACUGGCCCGUGCCUGGAACAGACAUGUUCACACAGGAGGCCACAGCGUAUGCGCUCCUGGCUUUGGUCAAGUCCAAGGCCUUUGAAGAUGCACGACCUGUUGUGAGGUGGUUCAACCAACAGCAGAGUAUAGGUGGAGGAUCAACUCAGGCUACAAUAAUAGUGUACCAGGCCGUGUCAGAGUACUGGUCCAAUGCUAAAGAACCAGAAUACGAUCUGAAUGUGGACAUCUUGUUGCCAGGCAGAUCGAAGCCCGACAAGUACAACUUCAAUAGAGACAACCACUAUGCCACAAGAACAUCUAAAAUAAAUGAAAUAAACCAGGACGUGAAAGUGAGGGCCAUGGGAUCAGGAGAAGCAACGGUGAAAAUGGUGUCGCUGUAUUACACUCUGCCUAGUGAAAAGGAAAGUGACUGUAAGAAGUUUAAUGUGUCAGUGCAACUAGACGCAGAGAAACUGGAUGAAGACGAGAAGGUUUAUAAGCUUACUGUCGAGGUUUUGUUUAAGGAAGAACGUGAUGCUACCAUGUCAAUCAUUGAUAUUGGCUUGUUAACCGGCUUCACUGUUGACACCAGAGACUUGAAAGCACUGUCAGAAGGUCCCGCGCGGAUCAUUGCAAAGUACGAGAUGAACACAGUUCUGUCAGAGAGAGGCUCACUCAUCAUCUACCUGGACAAGGUUUCUCACACACGGCCCGAGCUGAUCAGUUUUAGAAUCCAUCAGACCAUGAAAGUGGGCGUUUUACAGCCAGCAGCAGUGUCUGUCUAUGAAUACUAUGACCGAACACCUUGUGUGAAGUUCUAUCAUCCAGAGAGGAGAAGUGGAGAACUAUUGCAGCUUUGUAGGGGUGAUGAAUGCACAUGUGCAGAAGAGAACUGCAGUAUGCAGAAAAAGGACGAAGUUAGUAAUGAUGACCGCACAGAUAAAAUUUGCGAGAGUACAGAGACCAGCAAAAUAGAGUUUGCAUACAAAGUUGUGGUGAAAGAGACUGAAUGGGACUUAUCUACAGACAUUUACACAAUGCGAUUACUUGACGUCAUCAAAGAAGGAAGCAUUGACGUUGGUCCUCUGGGUAAACUACGUACAUUCCUCAGCUACCAGCACUGCCGAGCAGCUUUAGGUCUGACGAAGGGCAAAACAUACCUUAUCAUGGGCUCAUCCAAAGAUAUACACAUAGAUGAGCAAAAGGAAACAUAUCAAUAUGUACUUGGUGAGAGAACCUGGAUUGAAUACUGGCCAACAGCAGCAGAGUGUCAACAGGAUGAACACGAGCCUACCUGUAUGGGCUUGGAGGAGAUGGAGGAUCAAUACAAAAACUUUGCAUGUCAGCAGUAGUGGAACUCCAGGAAACAUGCUCUUUUCAAAUUUUUACUUUGCAUUGUAUUUGUAAAAGAUCAAGAGCCAUGACAUUAAGAUGAGUCAAAAACCAAGUUAUAUUGUGCUUAUUAAAAAGCAAUGAUCAAGGUUA